This is a messenger RNA of Toxotes jaculatrix (banded archerfish), 4277 nucleotides long. It is a transcript of the gene cdhr5a, whose product is annotated as cadherin-related family member 5a. The coding region runs from base 137 to 2266 and encodes 709 amino acids. Gene Ontology annotation, cellular component: catenin complex; adherens junction; membrane. The transcript has 14 exons. The record is from RefSeq and is a predicted model, not a curated record. Gene Ontology annotation, biological process: adherens junction organization; multicellular organism development; cell-cell junction assembly. Gene Ontology annotation, molecular function: cadherin binding; calcium ion binding. Lineage: Eukaryota; Metazoa; Chordata; Actinopteri; Toxotidae.
ACAAACAUUGCAACUGUAGUCGACUCCCACUCGCCGGGCAGCACAGACGGGGCAUUAUGUGGACGAGUACCAGCUGGUACCACGGGCUCCUCAUCCUCCUCGGGACUUCAUUUGUUGGUGCCUCUGAAAUCAGAACAUGGAACUGAGAUUGAAGAGCAAACCUGUGAACCGUCUCCUUGGAUGCAUUGUUGCUGUUUGCUUUUGCACAGUUUGUCCGGCUCAAAGACUUUGCACGGUGCCUCCUGGUCCGGUGACGAUCCCAGAAAACAACACGGCCGAUGUCCAGGUCGUACAAAUCAGCUCCAGCAGUGAUGUGACUCUGAGAGUCUCAGUGAACCCCGAGGAUCUGUUCUACCUGAAAGGGAACGUCCUGAUGGUGAAGAAAGGGCUGGACUACGAGUCACUGUCCAGUGCAGCUCUGGUGGUGUGGGUGCACUGCAGCAGAACUGGCUCCAGAUCAGUGAAUGAGUCUGUUGAGGUUCUGGUUGAUAACGUGAACGAUAAUCCCCCAAACUUCGCACAAAACCACUACGUACUGGAAGUGAAUGAGCUCACUCCGAUCAACUCCAGCAUUGGACUGAUAGAAGCUACGGACGUUGAUUCAGAGCCUCUGUAUUAUCGCUUAGAGUCUGCAACAGAUAAAUAUUUCCGCUUGGAAAACAUCAACACUCCAAAGAUACUUGUAAAAAGCCUCCUCGACUACGACGUCAUACAAAAGAUUUCUCUGAUUUUACAUGUACAGGACACAUUCAAUGGUUCGGCCUCCAACAAGCCGUUCUUCACUUCAGUGGCCACCAUCAUGGUUCACGUGAAGGACGUCGAUAACCGGCCCCCGUGGUUUCAGCCGUGUUUGAGGACAAACUUAGGAAUCGCCAAACUGUGCGUGAGCACCGGCUACAGAGGCAAAGUCAACCUCACCGAGAAAGAGGAGGGGCCGUUAGUGCUGGAGCCCGGCCCGGUGUUCGCCAAGGACGGAGACAAGAAUAGGAGCGAGCAGAUCAGCUACAGAAUCCUGCGAGGAAACGAAGGAAACAUCUUCCAGAUCGAUGAAGAAACAGGAAACAUCACCAUGGCUAAAGCUGCUGAUAUUGUCGGCCCAAUAACUCUCACUGUGCUGGCGUCUCAGGUGACCAACAGGGAUCAGUUUUCGGUGGCGCAGGUGACCAUCGAGGUGAUGAAGAAGAGCAGGAACCCUCCUCGCUUUGAGAAGGAGCGAUACGAAGGAUUUAUCUACAGCAACUCUGUCCCUGAGAGCAUGAUCCUCCGAGACCGGAGCACCAACCGGCCCUUCAGGGUCCGAGCCCGGGACGAGGACUUCGCUGGUGGUGUGAAUCCAGAUGUGAAAUACGAGGUUCAGUACAGCAGCUACGUCAACGUGACCUCAGACGGUUUUAUGGUCCUGAAGCGAGUGGUGAAGACAGAGUCCUUCGCGCUUCAGCUCAGAGCUGUGGACACGACAACAGGGGAGUUUGGCACAGCAGCUCUGUCUGUUCAGGUCAUACCCGCCGUUGCCAUCCCAUCUCCCUCAAAUAUCGGCUACCGUCCCGGUGACAUGGCUCUCCUGGGUCUGGUCAUGGCGGCUCUGCUAGUCCUCUGCCUCAUUGUGAUUGGCUUCUUGGUUUCCCGCUUGUGGAAGGGAAACGCCAGCAUGGACAAAAUAUGUGAGUGCCUGGGCCCCUGUCUGAAGUCGGACCAGCCUCGGACGGGCCACAGGGACUCCCUGCAGUACACCAACGACGGCUUCCAGAACGAGGGCGACCAGAGCCGCGGGGGCACCAGGCGCUGGAACAACGCUGUCCCAAGACGGAGCACCUUCCCCCAGGCACGGGGUCGGGUCAUUCCCCUGGAGAGACGGAGCCGCCACUGCUCCUCCUGUGGCAUUUACACCAACCACGUCCCCAGGGGGAGCCCCUCAGUGAGACCGGCCAGGAGGGGCAGAGGAGACGGGGACGAGUAUGGCAUGAGGUCCAUCCUGAGCAAGCAGAGGAGGAAGGAGGGCCAGAAGACGGUGUGGUUCAAGGAGAGCGAGGACUCCUCAGACAUCGAGGUGGAGAUUAUCCCAGACACUGUGGGCCGGGUGGAGGAGGAGACUGAGGAGGAGCUGGAGGGCGAGGUGGAGAUGGAGGGGGUUGUCAGAGACCCAGCUGCCCCGCUAAGAGAGUCUGACGGUGGGCAGGAGAGCCAGAGCACAGGGCCCAGUGAGGAGCAGGACUGUGGAAAUACCAGCCCAGAAAAAGUGAAGGGAGGCCAGGAGCAGGAGGACUGACAGCAGAGGUCAGAGGUCAGAGGUCGAACUCAAGUCAGAGAAAACUGAGCAGAAUGCUGAUUGUUUUCUUGUCACUUUUUGGAGACUACGGCCCAGAGCAGAGUUCUCAGCAGCCCAGGAUUACACCAACAUCUCUGGGUAUCUGCCAAACCUCAAGAACAGAUUCACGGAUCCAAAAAGUCUUUAUUUUCUACUGUGAAUAUUAGAACAGGGCAUCUGCGGUCAAACCUUUGUACAGUGUUUAAAAAACAUAUACUUGUCACUAGUGUUAUAAUGUCUGAAAUAAGAACAGAAGUUAGUCAUCAGAGAUUUUUCCACAACAUUUACACAGAGGUGACUGUGUGACAGUUUCAUGCAACUUGGGUCUUAAUUCAUCGUUUGGGUUAAUCACAUCUGCAGCGACGUCGCUGUCUGACAGGGCAAAAAACAAGUCAAACAAAAGGAGGAAAACAAAUGUAAAUGCUAAAUUUAUUGUGGCCAUUAGACACAUAUACAACAUUAGACACUCAUAACAACCUUCAAAGUUUAGCCUAUCAGCCUGGUAACGUGUUUAAGCUAAACUCCUGGGUUGUUUCCAUCUGUUUAUGUUUCUGGCCCCAUCAGACUUCAAUGUAGUGAUGUUACCAUGUUCCCAGAUCUCAGCAAUUACUUUGGUGAGAACAAUGUUCUGGUCAGAGAUAGAACAGACGCUCAGAUCCACUACAAUAAGACCCAGGUUGAUAUGAAGCAGCCUGUGGGCAAAGUUGCAAACCAGUACACCAGACUGCUUGGUACCACUUUCCAAUAAGGCACAAUUUAUAAAGGGUUUACACAGUAAGUUGCAACUAAAGAUUAUUUUCAUUAUUAAUCGGAUAAUUGUUUGGUGUCUAAAACAGAAAACAGUGAAAAGGCCUGUCACAGGUUCCUAAAGCCAAACAUGACUGUAACUAAUGGAUGCAGCUCACGUUAUAACUAAUGGCUUUUCUUAGUUAUUAAUAAAAUGAAAUUAUUAAUGAUUUAUAGAGAAGUUAUUAGUCAUUGAUAAAGAAACCUUUGUUUUCUCAGGUGAAGAAGUUUAACUCCCUCUAUCAUAAAGAGUUUAAAGCCAUUUGAGGCGAAGUUGUGAUCUUAUGUCAUAAAUAAAACGGAACGUCCUUCAAAAUCAGAGUUAUUUUAAAAAAAAGUUUUUCUCUCUAAUAAGACCUCAACAAAAAGUCUGUCAUCAUCAUUACAUAUGUUAAUAAGUUAUUAAAAAUGGGUUUUUGUAAUAUGGUCUGCAGUUAUAAAGUGGUCAGGUGCUUUGUUGGAGCCGUUUACCUGAUGAAGAGAUAAAAACAGACACCAAGUCUUGUUAAUGGUUUAGAACUGAUCAAUAAUACAUCAGUAACACAUUUAUUAGUAUUUAAUAAACCUGUUAUAAAGGUGCCUUAAUUAGAAAGUGUUAACGGUCAGGUCAUUGCAUUGUUGGAUUUGCAGGAUUUCUGCAUUAAUGUGAAUAAGUUCCUGUUUGUUCUGUGUUUAAUUCACUUCAUUAGCCAAAAACAGUCUUUGGCUAAUGUUGUCUGUUUGUUUUUAAAUUGUUUUGCAAUUUGAGUUUCCCAAAAAAAAAAAGAAAAAAAUUUCCCAUUGUCACAGGAAACGUCUGUAUCACAACAGAAAAGUCACAUAUACUGUAAAAGAUUUGAUCUCCCACACUGAGUCAGACCAAAGGGCCAAUAACUGAAGAGAGAUUUGUCUGCAGUGAAGCUGGUCACCGUCGUGCUGUCAUGGUUUCUCUGCACAUGUUCUGUACAAGCUUUACUAAACUGAACCCGUGGUGUCUGGAUUUCAAGGUGAAAAACAUAUGUGAAGAGAAACUUUAUCUACUGAAUACUAAACAGCUGAGAGGACUUUUCUAUGUGGACUGUAUUUUAUUGAGCAUGUUGAGUAAAAUAACUACUUGUAUGGAUAAAAUCUAUGGUUAAUGUAAAGUUGACUUUUUGUACAUUACAGUGAUUGAUGUUAAGGGUGGGAGGAAUAAUAAAGUUUGAAG